AUGAUUUCCCAAUCCUCUCUUCUCAUCCCAUUAUUCGUCACUAUCCUCUUUCUACAAUGCCUCACUGCUUCAGCAGCAACAUGUCACCCGGACGACGAAGCUGGGUUACUAGCAUUCAAAUCGGGCAUCACGGCCGACCCCUCCAAUAUGCUGGCCACAUGGAAGAAGGGAACGGAUUGUUGCAAGUGGAACGGUAUAACGUGCCUAGUCGAUAAUCGAGUCACAGCUAUAUAUCUUACGGGCCAAAUCAACAAUGGUACCAACCGUAGUAACACUACUUUAUCGGGUACAAUCUCACCCUCUUUGUCCAAACUCAAAUAUUUGGAUGGCAUUUAUCUAUUAAAUCUUGGAAGUAUAUCGGGUUCUUUUCCGGAAUUUGUCUUCAGCUUGCCCAACUUUAAGUUUAUCUACAUCGAAAACAACAAGUUGUCUGGUCAGAUACCUGUAAAUGUUGGCAAGCUCACCAAAUUAGAUGCACUAAGUGUAGAAGGGAACUUGUUUUCCGGCCCAAUACCGAGUUCAAUCGGCGAGUUGACUCAGUUAACUCAGCUCAAACUCGGUGGCAACCGCCUCACCGGCACCAUCCCCGCCGGCAUUCAGCGGCUGGGAAACCUAACCCUACUGAGUUUGAAGAGCAACCAACUCUCCGGCGAGAUACCGGAUUUCUUUUCGGGCUUUUCCGAUCUCAGAAUUUUAGAACUUUCUCGAAAUAAGUUCACAGGAAAAAUUCCAGGGAGUAUUUCAGCAUUAGCAACAAAACUGGGUUAUCUGGAACUAGGGCAUAAUCUCCUGACGGGGCCAAUCCCUGAUUUUCUCGGCAAAUUCCAUGCCCUCGACACAUUGGAUUUAUCCUGGAACAAACUUUCAGGAACCGUACCAACAAGUUUCGCCAAUCUUACUAAGAUUUUCAAUCUGGAUCUGUCUCAUAAUUUACUAAUCGAUCCAUUUCCGAAAAUGUACGUAAAAGGCAUUGAAUCGCUGGACUUGUCGAAUAAUCGAUUCCAUUUGGGAAAAAUUCCAGAUUGGGUCACUUCGUCCCCGAUUAUCUACUCUUUGAAGCUAGCCAAAUGUGGAAUCAAGAUAAAAUUGGACGAUUGGAAUCCAUCGGAGACUUAUUUCUACGAUUACAUUGAUCUCUCCGAGAAUGAAAUUACAGGCAGUCCACUGAAAUUGUUGAACAGAACAGAGUAUUUAGUGGGAUUCUAUGCUUCUGGUAACAAGUUGAAAUUUAAUUUGAGCAGCGUGAAAUUUCCCAAGACAUUGAAAUACUUGGAUUUAUCUCGGAAUUUGGUGAUCGGAAAUGUGCCAAAAGCGAUUGCAGGGCUUGGAAAUUUGAAUGUUAGCUACAACCAUUUGUGUGGGAAGUUACCUGCCACGAAAUUUCCAGCAAGUUCAUUUCUUGGCAAUGAUUGCUUGUGUGGUUCGCCAUUGCCACCGUGCAAGGUUUAA
Fraxinus pennsylvanica is the source of this 1449-nucleotide messenger RNA. Lineage: Eukaryota; Viridiplantae; Streptophyta; Magnoliopsida; Lamiales; Oleaceae. The record is from the annotation of a GenBank genome assembly.